Molecule: messenger RNA, 1336 nt
Organism: Nicotiana tabacum (common tobacco)
Lineage: Eukaryota; Viridiplantae; Streptophyta; Magnoliopsida; Solanales; Solanaceae
Source: RefSeq, a predicted model, not a curated record
UCAGCCUUAGAACCCAAAUCUUCUCAAAGGGAGCCAAAUGAAGAGGCAAUGCCAUCAAUUUGUUUGUGCUUUGGCAUUUUUCUUGAUUGCCACUUGCACUAUGGCAUAUUCAACUGAUUCUUAUAAAUCACCAGUUCCAUCAUAUAAUCAAGUACCAAGCCAAGUACCAGUGUCAAAAGACAAUUACGAAGUGCCACAAGUGUCCAAGAACAAUUACAAGGUACCCUCAGUACCUAAACAAGAAUACAAGGCACCAUCUUUGCCAAAGGAUAACUACUACAUGAAACCAUCAAUUCUGAAAGAUAACAACAAGAAUGUGCCAUAUGUUCCAAAAGAUAAUUAUUACAAGGCACCCACAGUGCCUAAGUCCGAAUACAAGGCGCCAUCUUUGCCAAAUGACUACUACAAGAAAUCAUCGGUUCCAGAAUAUAACUACAAGAAGAUGCCAUCUCUUCCAAAAGAUAACUACUAUAAGGCAUCUUCAGUGCCUAAACAGAAAUACAAGGUGCCAUCAUUGCCAAAGAAUGACUACUACAAGAAACCAUCAGUUCCAGAAUAUAACUACAAGAAGGUGCCAUCUCUUCCAAAGAAUAACUAUUACAAGGUAGCCUCAGUGCCAAAACAGAAAUACAAUGCACUAUCUUUGCCAAAGAAUGACUACUAUAAGAAAUUAUCAGUUCCAAAAGAUAACUAUUACAAGGCACCCUCAACGUCUAAACAAGAAUACAAGAUGCCAUCUGUACCAAAGAAUGAAUACUACAAAAUGCCAUCUAUUCCAAAGAAUAACUACAAGGUGCCUUCUGUUCCAAAGGAUAACUACUAUAAGGUACCCUCAGUGCCGAAACCGGAAUACCAGGUGCCAACUGUACCAAAGAAUGAUUACUAUAAAAAUCCAUCAGCACCAAAGAAUGACUAUUAUAAAGAGCCAUCAGUUCCAAAACCUGACUAUUACAAGGUACCCUCAAUCCCUAAACCAGAAUACAAAGUGUCAUCUUUACCAAAAAAUGAGUACUACAAGAAACCUUCACCUUCUCUUCCACCGCUAUACUACUAUAAUUCACCCUCUCCCCCCUCACCAUCACCACCACCUCCUUACUCUUAUCAAUCAUCUUCAACUCCUUCUCCAUCACCACCUCCUCCAUAUUAUUAAACUUCAAACACAACAUAAUCUCAAGGGUCUUGAGUUGAAGGCAUGAUAUCAAAGAAUUUAAUUCUUAAUUUGUUGUUUCUUUCUUUUCCUUAUUCGGUUGGCAAUUGUUUUGUCAUUUAAAUUGUAUCUUGAAUGUUUCCAGAGAAUUAUUUCAGUUGAAUACAAGUUCCUUUUAUUGAUCUAGUU